CUUGAAAAAAAGAGACAAAAGAUGUCGUUGAUGGCCCCUUUAUUUUCAAAAAGAAAAAGAUGAAUUGGACUUCUGAAUUGUUCUUCAGAUCUUGCCUCCCACAAAUCAAAAUUCCAGGUUUAUGGAAUGAAAUCACAAACACAAUGUGCUUGCUCCCUCACAGAAACGACAAUGCUAGUGGUAUUCUCGCAGAGCAGUAGAAAUGAUUGACAUUAUUUUUCUACAGAUGCCAUUAAAGCCGCCCUUUGGUAAAUCCUCAGAAAAAUGUUCCCAUUCUUCCUGAUUCUGCAUCAGCAAGCUUAAUCUGCAUCACCUAGAAUGAUAAAGAUUAAGAGAAAUUAAGGGGUUUAAAGGCAAAAAUACCGCAGCCCAGAAACAGGUGUCCACAGGGUUGCUGCAAAGAUGGCAGGACCAAGCUCUGCCAGUUGAGAAUUGCAGAAGAAAGCUGCGGGAUUUUGAUAUGAGCAACCUCGCAGCGGAGCCGAAUGCGUACAUGGAAUGGGAGGAGGAGAAAUGUGGGAAGACAAGAAACGUUGCGUUUGGUUGAAAGAAGAAGAGGGAGAAACGCGAACCAAAGCAACGCCAGCACGGGGACGCAAUGGUUCAAGUUCAAAAUUUCGACCUCAAAGGCAUGCCAGCAGAGCAGUAGCGGAGGCUCUCUUUAAAUUUCGAGAAAAAAGAAAAAACAAAAGGACUCGCAAUCCAAGAGAAACUCCAGAGAUAGAAAGAGAGACAGAGACCGGAAACGAAGCGAAAUCCCCUUUCCGGAGGCGAUUUCCUUCGCCCUGAACGUGAUAAUCGUGGAUGGCGAACGGUGGAAAUGAACGUUGGGGGACUAUGACGGUGUUGAAGAUGAACCUGAACCGCACCGCGACGACGCCCUACCAUAACAAUCGCCGAAGCCGUCCGUGGAGUCAUAGCCGCACGCGCACUGCCCUCGUGGCCGUCGUGGCGCUCCUCCUUUCCACUGCCGCCUGGCUCUCUCUUGUCUUUUCCGGUACCACCACCCACUGCUGGCACCGGUUCAAGGAUUGGGAAGGCAGCCCCCAUUCUCUCCAUUGGGCCUGGAGAAACCGUCGUCGUUCCCAUCUUCCUUCUUCUUCAGUCUUCUCCUCGCCACCGUUGCGGCAUCAGUUUUCCCCUCACAAUCGCACCCGGGGGGAUGAUUUGUCCCUACGACACGUCGUGUUUGGCAUAGCCGGUUCCUCGCGGCUCUGGAAACGGCGCAAGGAAUUCGUGAGGCUCUGGUGGCGUCCUCACGAUAUGCGGGGCCACGUCUGGCUGGAAGAGGCGGUGCCUCGCGAGGAGGGGGAUGAUUCCUUGCCUCCCGUCAUGGUUUCCGAGGACAUAUCUCGCUUCCGCUACACCAAUCCCACCGGCCACCCUUCUGGACUCCGCAUUUCCCGCAUAGUCACCGAGUGCUUCCGCCUGGGCUUACAGGAUGUACGCUGGUUUGUUCUGGGAGAUGAUGACACCGUUUUCAAUGCCGAUAAUCUCGUCGCUGUUCUCCGCAAGUACGAUCCAUCCGAGAUGGUUUACAUCGGGAGCCCAUCAGAGAGCCAUUCUGCCAAUACCUAUUUCAGCCACUCCAUGGCUUUUGGCGGUGGUGGGAUCGCUGUCAGCCGCCCGCUGGCCGAGGCACUCUCCAACAUUCAGGAUGACUGCCUCGACAGGUAUCCCAAGCUCUACGGAAGUGAUGAUCGACUCUAUGCCUGCAUUUCUGAACUUGGCGUUCCCCUAACAAGGGAACUUGGCUUCCACCAGUGGGAUAUUCGGGGUGAUGCACACGGUCUUCUAUCCUCUCACCCCAUUGCCCCUUUUGUCUCAAUUCACCAUGUCGAUGCUGUUGAUCCUUUUUAUCCGGGCUUGAGCUCGCUGGAGAGCUUGAAACUCUUUGCAAAGGCCAUGAGGCUCGAACCCAGAAGUUUCUUGCAGCGAUCAAUCUGCUAUGACCGAGCACGUAGCCUCACUUUUUCAGUCUCACUUGGUUACGUGGUUCAAGUUUUCCCAAACAUCGUUCUCGCCCGUGAACUGGAACGUUCAGAGCUCACCUACUCUGCAUGGAACAAAAUAAGUGAGAGGAACGAAUUCGACUUCGACACUAGGGAUCCUUAUUCAUCUGUGUGUAAGAAACCUAUCCUUUUUUUCUUAAAAGAUGUAACAAGACAAGGUAAUGCUACACUGGGUUCAUAUGCGCGGGCCAGAGGAAGAGAAGAUUUGAAGAGGAAAGUUAUCUGCUUUCCACGUUCGGUUCCUCUCCGCUAUGUGAGCAAUAUUCAGGUCGUUGGGUAUCCACUGAGCAAGAAUUGGCAUUUGGUACCUCGUCGGUUAUGUUGCAAAUUGAAUCAAACCUCUGAAGAAGGUCUUAGAUUAACAGUUGGACAGUGUGGGAAGGUUUUUAGUUCUGUCACUGAAUUUGCUUGACUAUCGGCUAGGAUAGAGGCGCUUCUGUCUACUCUUCUGCUGAUUUGGAUAUAUGUGAACUACCUGAGGGGGGUGUCUUCAUCGUCGUUUGUUUUGUAAUGCUGAACCCAUUGACUACUGUCUUUCGACGGUCAUGUAUCAUCUGAGAUCCGACAUUUGACAAUACAUUCAUUCUCAUAGAGUGCAGAUAUGAGGGUACUAUGUUCACAAAGUUCAGUUGAAGACAAGUAUGCGACCCUUCAUCUCGGGAACUAGCAUUGUUUACCAUCA
This is a messenger RNA of Juglans microcarpa x Juglans regia, 2694 nucleotides long. RefSeq lists its product as uncharacterized. The transcript is spliced from 3 exons. Gene Ontology annotation, molecular function: acetylglucosaminyltransferase activity. The coding region runs from base 805 to 2424 and encodes 539 amino acids. NCBI's taxonomy places the organism in Eukaryota, Viridiplantae, Streptophyta, Magnoliopsida, Fagales, Juglandaceae. The record is from RefSeq and is a predicted model, not a curated record.